Xyrauchen texanus (razorback sucker) is the source of this 4592-nucleotide messenger RNA. It is a transcript of the gene ranbp10, whose product is annotated as RAN binding protein 10. The transcript is spliced from 15 exons. The record is from RefSeq and is a predicted model, not a curated record. Gene Ontology annotation, molecular function: protein binding. NCBI's taxonomy places the organism in Eukaryota, Metazoa, Chordata, Actinopteri, Cypriniformes, Catostomidae. Gene Ontology annotation, cellular component: cytoplasm. Gene Ontology annotation, biological process: cell surface receptor signaling pathway; cytoskeleton organization. Bases 104 to 1933 code for a protein of 609 amino acids.
UGUCUCACCACUGCUGUGUUUCUCCAGUCUAGCGCUCACUCCUUUUUAGCGGAUUGCCACAACAGGGGUAGGAUUACGAGAAGGAAUAAACACAUAACCAAAAAUGGCAGAGCUUGGAGCGGUGAGCCUGCUAACAGGAGAUUCUGCAUUUAAAUAUCAAGAGCAUGAGCUAAACGAGCGUUUGAAGCGGCUGUACCCGGCCGUGAAUGAGGAAGAAACCCCCUUACCCCGAUCUUGGAGCCCCAAGGAUAAAUACAGCUACAUCGGGCUCUCACAGAAUAAUCUGCGGGUGCAUUACAAAGGCCACGGAAAAAACCACAAGGAUGCAGCGUCCGUUCGCGCCACCCAUCCCAUCCCUGCAGCCUGUGGCAUCUACUAUUUUGAGGUGAAGAUCGUAAGCAAAGGAAGGGAUGGGUACAUGGGAAUUGGACUGUCAGCCCAGGGUGUCAACAUGAACAGACUGCCUGGUUGGGACAAGCACUCCUAUGGUUACCAUGGUGAUGAUGGACACUCCUUUUGCUCCUCAGGGACGGGCCAACCAUAUGGCCCAACCUUCACAACAGGCGACGUUAUUGGCUGCUGUGUGAACCUCAUCAAUAACACAUGCUUUUACACCAAGAACGGACACAGUUUAGGUGUGGCUUUCACAGACCUCCCACCCAACCUGUACCCCACAGUAGGGCUGCAGACUCCUGGAGAGAUAGUAGAUGCUAACUUUGGACAACAGCCUUUUGUGUUUGACAUUGAGGAUUACAUGAGCGAAUGGAGGGCCAAGAUCCACAGCAUGAUCGCCCGCUUCCCCAUCGGAGAGAGACUGGGAGAUUGGCAGGCAGUGCUGCAAAACAUGGUGUCCAGCUACCUGGUCCAUCAUGGUUAUUGUGCCACAGCAAUGGCCUUUGCCAGAGCCACAGAGACUAUGAUCCAAGAGGACCAAACCUCAAUAAAAAACAGACAAAGAAUACAGAAGCUGGUAUUGGCAGGGCGUGUUGGAGAAGCUAUUGACGCUACACAGCAGUUGUACCCUGGACUCCUAGAACACAACCCUAAUUUACUCUUCAUGUUGAAGUGUCGGCAGUUUGUGGAGAUGGUGAAUGGUACAGAUAGUGAGGUACGGUGCUUUAGUGUCCGCUCUCCUAAAUCCCAAGACAGCUAUCACGGAUCCCCAAACCUGAGCCCACGGCACGGAGCCACCAAUGCUCACUUGCACAGCACAGAAGCAGAAAGUCCCACAUGCAGUAACGGGGUCACCCCUCCUAAUAAAAAUAAGAGCCACAGCAAAUACACAGGUGUAAGCUCUGCCUCCUCCUCUCCAUCCUCCUCCCCCUCCUCCGUCAAUUACUCAGAGUCCAACUCUACUGACUCCACCAAGUCCCAGCCCCACAGUGCUACCAGCAACCAGGAGACUAGUGAUAGUGAGAUGGAGAUUGAGGCAGAACACUACAGUAACGGCGUGACAGAAAGCUCAACUCGCAUUGUGAAUGGCACAUACAAAUACCAGGAAAUCCUGCAGGCAGAUGACAACAGUGUUGGCAAUGGAGUAGCAGAUGACAACUGCAGCUCCAGACAGCUUUGUGGAGGAAACCAAGCCGCCACGGAGAGAAUGAUCCAGUUUGGCAGAGAGCUUCAGACGCUUAGCGAGCAGCUCUGUCGCCAAUACGGCAAGAAUGCCACUCACAAAAAGAUGCUGCAGGAUGCAUUCAGUCUGCUGGCGUACUCCGACCCCUGGAACUGCCCAGUGGGCCAGCAGCUGGACCCCAUGCAGAGAGAGGCGAUCUGCUCUGCUCUCAACAGCGCUAUUCUGGAGUCUCACAACCUGCCCAAGCAGCCUCCUCUCAUGCUGGCCUUGGGUCAGGCCACAGAGUGUGUGCAGCUGAUGGCCAGGGUCCGCUCUGGAUCCUGCUCCUUUGCCAGAGUCGACAACUUUUUGCUUUAGCAUCAGUCCAGGCAAUGUUCAGAACAACUAAGAAGAAGACUUUUCGAAUUGGUUGCCAUGACGAGAGCACGUGUUUGAUAUGGUGUGUCGCUUGCCGUUUGCCAGAAGCAGCCGAGCAGAAUGAAUAGAAACAUUAGAAGAGAGGCUUCUUUUUAAUUUAGUAUUAUCAAAUACAAAUUGUGUGACACUAUUUAAAGAUAAUGAAUUAUUCUGUUUAUCUAGUCAUUUUAUUUUAGUUUAUAUUUUGUCUGUUUGUUGUUCUCAUCACGAAACAAAUCAACCUUCCGGCUCGUUUUUUUCAAGGGGGAAUUCAGUGCAUAGUAUUUCAAGCAUACCAUAUCAACGUUAUACAUAAUGGUAAGUUCCUAUUAAAAAUACAAUCUACAUACUCUGGAUUUCUCAGUCAGAGCUCAGGUAUUUAGACAAAUGUUUUGUCGUCAGAACAAGAUAUUAGCAGAAACAGGUGUUGCUUUACCAGACCAUACUGGGGGGUUUAAAUAAGGCCCUUUUCUAUGUACAAGCAAAUUCUGUAGGUUAACUUUAGCCAACCCUUUAGGAAUUAGAUGGACAUUAAUGUUGUGCGUACAGGAGUUUUCAUGUGCCCUGGCGUUGUUUUCAUUGGAGUAUGUGUGUGGGACAGGGUGAGAUAAUGCAUGGCUCCUAGCAUCUCACCUUUUAAGCUACCUUAGUAUCUCAAGCACCAGCACAACUUUCAUUAGACAAAAUCCCACAGUGAUGAUGCAGACUUGCCUUGGGGUCCAAUGUAGGUGAAUUAUAUUUUGAACUGUAGAUGUUUUCCCAAAAUAAAUCUAUUUUACCAAUAUUUUACCAUCUUUAUAGCAGUGGGUAUCAUGCAAACUUUUGUUAAGUUAGGUAUAAUGAAAUUAACCUGGGGUUUUCAGAUUUUCUGGCUGUACCAAAUAAAAAGGUAACGUUUUUGACAAAGAAAAUGAAGGUCAGUAGUUUGAUUACUGAAAAGCUCCAGCGAAGCUUGCAAUUGAACUUCUUAUACCAAUUCUGUACGUUUAUAACCAUGUGAAUAGUGUCACUUUGUUGAUAGUUUUCCUGUUAGAUUAAUGACUACAGGCUGACACCAUUUCAACUAUUGUUAUUAGUCGUUUCAUUGGCUGUUAAGUACUGUUGUUAAAGUUUUGUUACCACUGGAUGCACUGUACUUCAAUUCAUGCACAUGAAGCAUUAUUGUAUCUGUCUACCUCUCCUGUUCAGUAAUGGAGGAAUGGAGUAGGAACUUGCUGUAUGCAAGACAAUUGACUGACCCUAGGUUCCUGCAAAUUAACGGAAAACGCUAAUGCGAUCAAUUGCAAACAAAAUAUGUAUUUAUUUAGUUAUUAGAACAUCUCCUUAAAUUGCAAAUGUCUGUGUUGCUCAAAACUUCACUGUGACCUCAUGUGUGCAAUUGUUUUGUCCAUUUCUCCUAGCUCUCAACAAUCUCUACUUGGCCUUUAUAAGAAGUAUAUAAGUGUGAUAUUAACAAUAGUUCAGGCUCUUAAUUCUACACUCUUUUUAUUUCCUUCUAGCGGCCUGUGUAUUCUCUGUCGGACGUGGCGUGAUGUUACUCUCACUCUCCUUAGCUUUUCUUUGAACUGAUUGGUCCAUGAAGGAAAAACUGUCAAUUGUUCCCAUGUCAACCCAACAUUUCACUCAGCUAGCACGCCACCGUGGUGUUGAAUGUAGCUUAGCCGAUUUUACUCUCAUUUUAUGUCCCACUUUUUAGCUGCUGGCCAUCAUGAGAUUGUUUGUUACGUUCCCUCAUCUACACCUGCUUUGUAAACUUCACUUAUACCUCAUUUACUCUUUGGAAAGUGCUGUCUAGCUUGUUGUAUCAUGUCAGGCAUUUACAUAAAAGGUCUGUGUAGUGCAGUUACCAUUUUGUUAGGUCACUGAGGUCAAAGGUCCGAGGCUCAACCUUGCACAUGCUCCUCCUCAAUAUCUAAAAUAAACACUGCCUUUUCAUUUUUAGAGUCUAGGAGUAAAAUUGUGGAUUAACACAUCCUCAUCCCCAAUAAUCUGUCAACUAAUUAAAAAUUUUCACUCAAAAAGAUGGAUCAUUUUGAUUGUUAAGUGGUGGUAUCUUAUUUCAUGGGGAUUACUUGCAUAACAUUUACACAGCCAUAAAUGUUUAUAGAUAAUGGCUCAUACUUCUACUGACCUGUAAGUAAUAGAUCUUUGUUUAGGGAUGGCUUUUUAAUGACAAAUAUGUUUUGGAACUCAUCAUAGUCUAACCACCUAAAAUGUACAUUGUCGUUUGAAAAAUACGUUUUAAUGUUAUAACUAAAAAUGUGGCUUUAAAUAGGGACCUAUGUACAUAUGUGGAAGUGAAGAAAGUAGCCAGAAUCCAUCUUUGUCAUGUGGUGAAUUUCCUACCUGAAAUGACAAGGGGCAGGAGUACAGCAAGCUGUGCAAAAUUUACUUCUAUUAUGAUUUUCAUUUUAUUUGAGUUUUAUUUUAGCGAUUGUGAAAUGAGUUGCCCUCUACUUAGCAUGAACCUUUAAAAAAAAAAAAAAAAGAAAGAAAAAAGAAAAACAAUUCAAAAAGGAAAAAAAGAGACAUACCUAUGUAAUGGAAACAUUAUAAAAAAAUAUUGUACUCAUUUAAUUUUGACAGAAUUAUUUUUAUUAAAAUACACAUCCAUGAACAU